AUGGCGGAAAUAAAAACAGGAAUAUUCGCCAAAAACGUGCAGAAACGUCUGAACCGCGCACAAGAGAAGGUACUGCAGAAACUGGGGAAAGCAGACGAGACCAAAGAUGAACAGUUUGAACAAGUGGUGAUAAACUUCAGGAGACAGGAGUCUGAAGGUUCACGGCUGCAGAGGGAGAUGAAAUCCUACAUGUCGUCUAUCAAAGGAAUGCAGCAGGCGUCCAUCAACCUGACACAGUCCCUGCAUGAAGUCUACGAACCAGACUGGCAUGGGAAAGACGACGUGAUGACCAUCGGGAAGGACUGUGAUGCAUUGUGGGAAGACUUCCAUAACAAACUGGUGGACUCGACGCUCCUGAACCUAGAUGGAUACCUGCAACAGUUCCCCGACCUAAAGACUCGUGUGGCCAAGAGAAGCAGGAAACUGAUUGACUUUGACAGUGCUCGUCACCACGUUGAAACUCUGCAGACGUCUGGAAUGAAGAGCGACCGUAAGAUGAUGAAGGCAGAAGACGAGCUGAAAAAGUCUCAGAAGGUGUUUGAUGAGCUGGAUGUGGGUCUGCAGGAUGAACUGCCGACCCUCUGGGACAGCCGAGUCGGCUUCUACAUCAGCACCUACAAGAGUGUGACGCGUCUGGAGGCAAAGUUUCACAGAGAAAUCUCCCUUGUGUGCAGGCAGCUGUAUGAAGUUAUGACCAAACUGGGCGAACAGCAUUCUGACAAAAUGUUUACCAUCCAAGGAGCCCCGAGUGAUUCAGGACCAUUACGACUUGCUAGAACCCCGUCACCACCAGAAGACGAGAGUCCACUUGAGAGUCCAGAUUCCAGCUCCAAUCACAUGCUCCAUCCGGCCUCACCUGGACCACCACGUCCAAAAUCCCCAACACAGUUUAAAAAGGGACCACCGGUUCCUCCCCCACCAAAGGCCACACCAACGAAGGAGGUGGCGGAGGAGCAGAUCAUUGACCUGUUUGGAGGAGAAUUUUUACCGGCACCUUCACCAUCGCAGCCCAACGAGCGACCUGGAGAAUCUCUUCUUGACCUGGACUUUGAUGCUUUUCAGCCGGAUGACAGUGUUUCACCGAUACCACAGACUGCUGUACCUUGGGACAUGUGGUCGGGAAACUCUCAAACUGCUCAGCCUGCUGCAGAUGGCGGCUUCGUCGCCGACUGGUCAGCGGACUUCGGUUCGGUGUCAGCAAAUGGAGAUACCUCUUCGAGUGCCGAGGCCCCUGGUGCCGCUGCCGUAGAACCUGAGGAGACGGAGGCCGAGGCAGAGGGUGGAGCUCAGGGCAGGCACCAGGCAGAUGGCUGGCAGGCGGGUGGAGAUACAGCCACACCUCCUCAGGACAGUGAGGCAGCGACAGCAACUGAAAACGAGGAUUUGUCAAACCCGUCAUUCUUUGCUCAUUUUGAUAAGAUGGUGACUGAAGAAGCAGCAACACCUCCAGGUGAAGCAGCUUCAUCGGAAAACAUGCCCAUCCCCUCAGUGGUGAUUGAACCCGCCUCCAGUAACGAAGGCGAUGACGACCGCGACGCUGACAUCAUCUCUCCCACGGUCGUCAGUGACAACGAUGAUCAAAAUCAAUCCAUCACACACAUGAGUCCGUCUGGUGCGACGUCGAAUCGUCCUGAAGAUUUUCUUUACAAGGUGGAGACGAUGCACGACUUUGAUGCUGCAAAUUCAGAUGAGCUUGAACUGAGGAGAGGUGACGUGGUGUUGGUGGUUCCAACAGCCUCAGUGGAGGAUCAGGAGGCCGGCUGGCUCACAGGGAUCAAAGAAGCUGAAUGGUCAACACUCGGAGCUGCUGCUCAAAAAGGACUGUUCCCUGAAAACUUUACCCAGCGUUUGGAGUAAGACGAUUUUA
Messenger RNA from Limanda limanda (common dab), 1867 nucleotides. RefSeq names its product amphiphysin (gene amph). Lineage: Eukaryota; Metazoa; Chordata; Actinopteri; Pleuronectiformes; Pleuronectidae. The transcript has 20 exons. Bases 1 to 1857 code for a protein of 618 amino acids. Gene Ontology annotation, biological process: synaptic vesicle endocytosis. The record is from RefSeq and is a predicted model, not a curated record. Gene Ontology annotation, cellular component: synaptic vesicle; cytoplasm; plasma membrane. Gene Ontology annotation, molecular function: protein binding; phospholipid binding.